Molecule: messenger RNA, 1350 nt
Organism: Dicentrarchus labrax (European seabass)
Lineage: Eukaryota; Metazoa; Chordata; Actinopteri; Moronidae
Exons: 5
Coding region: 146-766 (206 amino acids)
Source: RefSeq, a predicted model, not a curated record
GAUUUUAAUGUUUCUGUUUGUUUUUGUUUUCUCGUCACCAUGACGACAAAGUUUCACCAGGAGCAACCUGACACAGGUGAGUCUCCACAGAGCCGACGAUGAAGUCCGGACCAGAACCAGAACCCUCUGUUACUGAGGCGUGGACAUGAGCAGUCUGAUGGACCAGAGCUCGGCCCACUGUGGCUGUCGCUGUCAAAGUAAAGCAAAGACCUCCAAACCGAGACAUCUGCAUCAGAGCACCCUGAACCUGGGGGACACGGCACCAAGCUACUCCACCACCCACAACCAGAGUUAUUCUGGAAGGUCGGCCGACGGACGUCCUCUCCUCUUCCACCUGAGAGAUCCCAGCUUCCCCUCGCAGCACCGGACCCGGCUGGACCUCAGUACCGACACCACAGCGCUGCCGUGUGCGCUGCAGUCACACACUACAGAGGUGCACAGUGCCAAACACAUCACACCGAGGAUGGACCCGAAGGUGGAAAACUGGGCCCGGUAUCGCAGCGGCCGGGCCGUCAGAGAGGUCACCAACCCGCAGGAUCCAUCAGAGUACUGGACCACCUACCAAACGGAGCUCAGGGUCCCAGUAAGCGACCGCUCGCCACCGCUGGCAGGCGGCAGACCAACACAGUGGCACCAACACAACAUACUGACAGGUGAACAGAGGCCGAUGGUUGGUCCAGGGAAGCCCAGCAGACGGUCCAGGGACAAGCUGCUGUGGGCGGCGAGGCGCUGGGAGACGGACUACUCUGCACUCAGACUCUACUGACGCACAUCACAACAAUCACACUGCAACGCUUCAAUAUUAAUGAUCACUGCUGUCUGGUUUGAUGUUUUACUUCGACUGAUUCCCCCUCUGCAGAUUACAGAGAAUAUUCAGUGUCAGCAGACGUCUGACUCUAUGAACUGAAGUAAAAACUGGGAACAGGCCUGGAGGGAAACCACAGGGAGUCUCAGUCACAUAAGAUAUGCAGCAAGAUAUUUUAAGAUCAGUCUGAAGGAGGCAAACAACGUAUGGAGGAAGAAAAAAAGAUCUGUAAGACAUUAUAAUGAUAGACUUACAAAAAAUAAAGACUUAUGUGAAACUAUUGAGAAACUUUCUCAGGAUUUUAAUUUAAAUACACUCAAAAUAACAACAUUGUGAUACUAAGUCAUUAUUUUUUAUAAAGUUUCUCAUUUAAUGUCUUAAGAGAAUCUAGAAAAGGGCUUCCAUAAAUACCAGAGAGACCACAGAGCGGCUUUAAUUGGUAGACUAAGUCCCAUGAAACUGGUAAAAAUAUCCAUUGUUUAUGUUCUCACACUGGAACACAGAGAGAAAUUAAAUCAAUAAGUGUGACGACGUUACAGCUUUUA